Leishmania major strain Friedlin is the source of this 2883-nucleotide messenger RNA. RefSeq lists its product as hypothetical. The record is from RefSeq and is a predicted model, not a curated record. The coding region runs from base 1 to 2883 and encodes 960 amino acids. NCBI's taxonomy places the organism in Eukaryota, Euglenozoa, Kinetoplastea, Trypanosomatida, Trypanosomatidae. The transcript has a single exon.
AUGCCACCCAAGGCAGCAGGAGGUCAGAAGGGCUCCACGAAGAAAGCCAAGCCCGUCUUUGAUGCCUUUGAGCGACUGUGUCAGUACACGUCGGUCUCGUUGCAGAACGCACCAGGCAGCCACUGCGCGGCCUUGAAGGCUGCAACGCAACCCACCAACACAGUUAGCGCGUCGCCGGCAGGUAUAGUGGUUGACGGGGAGGCGGGAGCGGAUGGCAGUCAAGCUGCGGAAUUCACCUCUAGCGCCAUCACAAUUAAGCCGCCACUGCCACGCACAGAAGUGUCGCUCCUCGUGCAGUUCCGCGUCUCCGUUGCGCUGGUGGAGGGGGAUAUCAUCUACAUCCACCUUCCCAAAUUCCGUGGCCCAGUGGCGCAGCAGUUCGCCCUUCAGCGUGUGUUCUCUGGCACCGGAGCUGCUGCGGGAGACCUAGCAGCGGGCAACUUGGUAGAGCGCGUCGACGACAUCGACACAAGCUCCCACUUCCGCGCCUACUGGUCAGGAGACUCGGCGAAGGUCAUUACCCCGGUCCGUCAGCUCACCUUUAAGCGUGGUAAGAACGGCGGGGCGCCGCCGAAGCAGGUGUUGCUGCUCCAGUGCAUCAAGGCCGUCAAUGCGAACACGCACCUCGUGUUCGGUGUGCCACGUGCGCUGGGUCUCGUGUCGCCCGAUAAGCUGCCGGCAAACAGCCCGAAGAUCAAGAUCGAGGGCCCCCUGAUUCGCGAGGCGAGCGGGCUCCGCAUCCUUAAGCAGGUAAUGUUCUCUUCAGAGAUCAAGAAGCGCACGGUGGUGGAGGAGCUGGAGGUGUACGACCAGUGUAUUGCGCAUGUCGCGCAAGAGGGCCGGCUGCAGACUGCGGACCGCCACCUCGGCGAGCAGCUGUCACUGGAGGAGGUGGACCAGCUCUGGAAGGCGGCGCAGCACCGUCGGCGCUAUCCGCUACCGAUGCCAUGGUUCAUUGCGGAAGAGCUCUCCAUCUCCUACGACGCUGCCGGCGGCUUCGUGAAGCGAAUAAUCCAGAACGCGAUCAAGGGCAUCAAAGACUUCGACCCCCUUGCGAUCCACCGGGAGGUGGCGCGCAACUGGGGCGUCAAGGUUGCUGCUGUGGUGGUGCUCGAUGACUUCCUCACGACGCAGUGGGGCGGGCUCUAUCCGGGGCUGCCGCGCGCAUCGCUGUUUGCGAUAUGCCUCCUGGUCAUGGAACCGGAGGACGUGGGGCGCACGUUCCCCAGGCUGCUAACGCUGCCGGAGCGCUCGAUCGCUGAGGAUCUGGUCAGCGCUUUCCGCAUGCGGACAACGCUGAUCGACAACACGGCGUCAGCGCCAUCGGCCGCCGCGGCGAAGGAGGACGACGCAGGGAUCGACGUCGGCAGUCUGCCAGACCGCUGCGGCGCGUUCCUUCAGAAGUGGGCGGCGCUGCUCACCGCGCUGCUGCCGGCCUCCUUCGUGGUUGAGGAGAGCGGUGACAACGCCGCCCGGGCAGCCGCGAAGAUGAUGGCGGCGGCGGCGCAAUCGCAUGAAUCAAGCGAGGCAGUUGUCAACGUGAACGAGGGCGGCGUGGCUGACGCGCAGGUGAUGGGGGCAGACGGAAGCCCCCGCGUCGGCUUUCAGCUGCCAGCCCGGGACGAGGUGGGCGACAACGCGCAGGAUGAGGAUGGUGUGGCGUUUCUUCACAGCCGUCGGCGGCACAGCAGCGGAGCCAACGCCUCAGGGUACCGUAUGGGCGCCAUUGCCACUCUGCAGCCUCCGCCGACGCUCUACAUCGGCUACCGUGACGUCCCUUUCGAUGUGCAGCGGUCGCUGCGCGAGAUCGAGCGUGGGGACUGGUUUGUGCUUCCCUGCUUCGUGGUGGCGCGGCAGUCGCUGCCCUACGCAGCGACCACCACAGCCACGCUCGAGGGCUCCGUGACGCUGAACGGCGGAGACGACAGCGCCUCGCAGGUGAAUUCCGCUACGGAGGGUGACGAGAGGAGCGAAGUCGCCAGCGAUGGCGCCAUCGUGGCCAUUCCCGAUAACGCGGUCGUGGUAGAGCUGCGCAACGUCGUGGAAGCUCUGGAGCUGGCCGACCUCUCCUUCUCACCGCACAACCGCGCGUGGCUGCUGCCGCUGGUCACGUCAUGCCGCGUUGUUGCCGUCGAGGAAGACCAGCACGACGUGCUGCACGUCAUCCUCGAUAUGCAGGGCAGCCUUCUGGGGCACGUGAACGAUCCCUACCUCCCGCAGAGCGACCGCAGCGUGGCCACGAUGGUCCUCAGCAAGUACCUGCUGAAAACGGAGCUCUCCGAGAUGUACAUCUCCGCACUCAGCUUCCUCGCGCUGCUCUGUGCACGGCGCAACGAGCGGCGUCGGCUGCACCCACCAACACUCAUUCGCGCGCAGUACCUGUCUCACUGCAACGCGGCGCUCCGCGCCGCUAUCGCGAAACAGCACGUGGAGGAGACGGAGAGCGUUGAGUGGCAGGUGCAUACGCACGAGGCGCAGCUGCUCGACGAGGGGGUUGUGAAGCCGGCGGUGUGGGAGCCGAUCCCCAAGAAGUUCAUGCUGACGGUGGAGCAGUUCUUCCUAGGCCACUCCCGCACCCUCACGAAGCUGGAGGAGGGAUCUCUGUCUGUGGACUUGGAGACCUACACGAUUGACUACGGCGGCAAAGGUCCGCGGGCGCUGCGCCGGGUCGUGCAGAAGGUGUACGUCACACACGAGCCUACUCUCACGGAAACGUUUGCCAUACUGCACGAGCGUGAGGAGCAAUACACGAAGCAGAUUAGCAUGCUCGAUACGAAGCUGGGCAUCAACACGAGCACGGCAUCUGGUGCAACUGGUAAUGGGGCUGGGGUAUCUGCUAGCGUCACCGCCAACGGCAAUGGCAGGAAAGGGUCCAGGAAGUGA